Schizophyllum commune H4-8 is the source of this 1565-nucleotide messenger RNA. RefSeq names its product HbrB-domain-containing protein. Gene Ontology annotation, cellular component: TORC2 complex. The record is from RefSeq and is a predicted model, not a curated record. Bases 27 to 1337 code for a protein of 436 amino acids. The transcript is spliced from 2 exons. Lineage: Eukaryota; Fungi; Basidiomycota; Agaricomycetes; Agaricales; Schizophyllaceae. Gene Ontology annotation, biological process: TORC2 signaling.
ACCACCACAGCGACCAGUCCUCGGCGAUGGCCGCGUCUCCUGCAAAGGGCCCCUACGGCCGCACCUACGACUCCAAGCUCGUCACCCGCGAGAUGCAUCGCCUCGGCAACCUUGCGCAUCUUCCUGCAGGCCUCGCCGGCGCCGCUGCCAUCGCUGCCCCCGCCGUCGCCACGGCCAACAUUCCCGCCCCCGCACCGGCCGCGAGCACUAGCGCUACAGACCCGUGGAGCACCUUACACGUGCACGUCCUCCCGCUCUUCAAUGGCGAGCCAUUGCGCAUCCCCAUCGAGGACCUCAACGUCCUCGUCAAGCGCCAUAUCCAGACCGUCGUCUCCGCCGCGCCUUCCAAGGCCUUGACCACCUUGGAACAUGACCUCACCGAACUCAUCGCCUCGGGCAUGGUUACCCUGAACGCGAAACUCGUGGGCGUUGACGACGACAAGCUGCUCGUCCGCGUAGUGGAGAUCUGGGGCUUUUUCUGGGACCAGGUCCUCCCAUACGUCGAAGGAGUCCUCCUACCUCUCCAAACCGACCCUCUUCUGUCCUCCCUCUACCGUACACCCAAGCAGACCAAAGCCUCUCAAGUGCACCGCACCUCUUCUCCGACGCGCCACCACCAAAGCACCGGGUCUGCCUCGAAUCUCAACUCCGGCAACCUACCCUCCAUCGACGUCCGCACCGCCGCCCUCCGCGCCUUCCGCGACCGCGUCAUUGCCCCGCUUGCCCCGCGUCUUCACGCACGCAUCCAGGCCCAGCGCGACGCACCUCUGGCCAGCCCAUCCUACCAACAACCCCGCCUCCAACAGAUGCUCCUCGUUCUUUCCUCACAGGCCCGCGCUCGUCCGCAGAACACCUUCAGCGUCCUCACCGCACCACCGACACCGCCCUCCCCUGCCGAGUCUGCCAUCACAGACCUCCUUCGCGCCCUUCGCGCGCCGCACACCCACGCGCACCCCACCGCCGCCGGCGCGCCGAGCUCCUUCCUCGCCGGAGGCGUUCCGCGCGACAGACGAGGCCGCGUCGGCCGCCGUCCAGGGAACUGGCAGAACCUCUCGCUUGACGGUGCCGACGACACGGCCACCAUCAGCGGCCUCACGCCACGCGGUGACCGCGAGCGCGAGUUCCUGGACUCCCUUCGCAGCCCGGAUCCCGAGCCAGACGUGCGCGCCAGCGUCGGCGGUUGGGGUCUCGGCGGCGGCAAGGAAGAGAUCCGCGGGAUGGAGGAGGACGAUGAUGAGCCGAUGGACUGGGAUUCCGCGCAGGCUGUCGUCGAGCGGAUGGUUGGGAUGAACGCAUCGACGCCGACUGAGGCAAGCACUCGUCGAAGGCCGACCUAACACAGUGAAUAGAAGUUUCCGGUCUCGACUUGCGUAUCCUAUGCGUAUCCUACAUCGUACUAUACGUUGCUUACGAGUUUAAUGAUACUAAUGACUGCAGUGAUGAUUAGUUUUGUGACCGGAGGCAAAUCCUUUGUUUCUGUUUUAGGAAGGCUUUGCUGCUAAACCAGGCAAUCGUCCGAACUGGCGACAGCCUGCUGCCCAAUACAAGCAUCGACUGACCGCGCA